Messenger RNA from Aspergillus steynii IBT 23096, 647 nucleotides. RefSeq lists its product as uncharacterized. NCBI's taxonomy places the organism in Eukaryota, Fungi, Ascomycota, Eurotiomycetes, Eurotiales, Aspergillaceae. The record is from RefSeq and is a predicted model, not a curated record. The transcript has a single exon. The coding region runs from base 87 to 422 and encodes 111 amino acids.
UCCGAGGCGCAUGUUUCACUCUCUAAUUUUAUUGGGUGUACAUUUGUGCCUUUGAACCUUGCAUAUGGAUAAUGGGUUACUGAACGAUGACGAUGCUAUGUUUUGCGGAUUACGGAAAGAUUGUAAAUCUAUCACUGUUGCCAUGUUUUUAUUAUAUUUUUUUUUUGUACAUAGGAGAAUUAGCAGACCAACCGAACGAGCAAAUACUAUUUAUUUCUUGCCAUCGAAUACUCCCGACUCCAACACGAGGCGAUAAAUCCCCGGGGGAAAAACCCCCAAACCCUAGGGCAGGCACUCGCUGGGCGGGUCCUCGUACCUCACCUGCAGUCAGCACACCGCAUAAUCACAUCGCCUCGCCAGAGCAGACCAGUGGCAACGAAGGCAAUAGAUUAAAGACACACCGCACUCGACUCGGGCCCUGAGACCAGACGCCCGAUUGGGAGUCCCGACGGGCGAGCCACACCCUCCUUACGACCAACUGGUGCUAGGCUCUACAUAAGGUCAUUUUAGGUGGUGGUUCCUACAUACAGGAGCGGAGCAGCGUACGUCGCAGGGAACCAAUGCCAAGGCAGAGCUUCUGACCGAGACCGACACGUCAGGCAGGUGAAGUCAUCCGUACAGUAAGGACGCAGGAAGCGAGUGGCCGC